CCGGCCCAAACCAGCCUGUGCCGCGGGGGACCCCGGCGCUGACCCUUCACCAGCUCCUCCCUCCGUGGAAUCCGAACACUCGCGCGCGCGCGGGGGGUGGGAGGAGACCUGACAUGCUAAUGAGACGCGCGGGGCGGGGCCUGUGCCGCCCACUGCGCUGGCGCAGCUUCCCGGCUCGGCGCCCCUGGCCGCCGGCUGCAUUUUUUUCCCGCCUCAGCUUCCUUGCAGAGCGCCGGCUGUUGGCGGAGCCGGCCGGCACUUCUGCUCCCAGUCUCAGCCCCAGUAAACGCUGCCGCAUUUUUCUCAGCUUCAUGCCAGUUUCUGUUUGCGCUGAAAGCCAAAGAGUCCUGCGGUCGGGAACGUAUUCUGGCGACCACGCAGGGACCCCGAGAGAGCCCCGGUGAGUCCCGGAGGACCCAGAGCCGGCAGACAGCGGAUGGAGUCCCUCGGACCCUUGGGACUAGUGAGCGGCUCGGAGCUCUAGUUCGGCGUCUCGGCGGCGAAAUGCCCGGAAGGCCCAGAACCAUCUGACUCAUGUGAGCCUGUGGAAGACCUCAAAUACUUGUUCAAGAAGCGACCCUCAGAGUCAGAUAAGUGUUUAAACCUUGGUGGUUUGGUUUGCUGACGUUGCUUUUUGUUGCCUUGUUUUACUUUUCCCUUCUCUGUGAGUACCGUUUCGGGUCAUCUCUCCUCCCUGGGAAAGAGACGUUCUGCCCCUGCGGGGUCUAGAAGAUCAAAACCAAUGAUGAGACUGAUGAAGUGGACUCUUCUCUUGGCCCUUCUCCCUGGGAUGAGUUGGGAAGAAAAUAACAAAGGCGGGGAAACCUGGAGAGAAAAUGCAAUUGUCAACAUUUCUAGCAUUGUGGCCUCAGGAAAUAACCUCUCUGAUUGUUUGAUCUGUCAUCCUCCCCCACAAGACGGGGUUUCGAAGAUCCAGUUUGUACCUGUCAAUGAGGAUAUUACUCUCACCUUGACUUCUGGUUCUAUUAGGAGGGCAGCCUUUCUAGUAGUAGAACUCGAUGAUCGCAACGAUAUGAAGUGUGUUGGGCUUACAGACUCUUGGAACCAAACCGGUCUCCAGGUUAAGCAGCCUCUUCUCUGUCGAGAGCAAGGACAGCCCUGUUGCCCCUGCCAGACACGCACUUGCCUUACCAAUGUGGGAAGCUUGCCCUCUGUUUAUCCUAUGUCAUUUUCCUUGUCAAGUUCUUCAUGUACUCCUAACCAGACCCACUGGUGUGUGGACUCCUCUCUUCUCUCCCAAGAUGACAAACCUAACUUCUCCUGUACCUACUGGAAAGGAAUAGCAACCCCUUCUUGGAGGCUCACCUAUCAGACCCCAGCUGCCUUCGAUAGCCAGGAGGGGAUAGAAGAGGAUUCAGAGCUCGAUGGGGGGCCACUGGAUGGAGGGCCUCUGUCCCCCAGAUGCAAGAGUACACCUAACUGGGGUCGCCUUUUACGAAGUUGGUUUAACUCCUCUUCACCCCGCCAAGCUUGUACCCCACCAGGGUAUCUGUUUCUCUGCGGUCCUCCCCAAAAUAAGCUACCCUACGAAGGGAGCCCUAAUUCUUUCUUCUCCAGGCCUCUUCAGGCAGUGGCCUAUUCGUGUGUAGAUAAUGUUCACUUCCGGGGAGAAUGCACUUUGGGACGAUUGGGCCCUAAAGGGUUAGGCGCCACUAUAUAUAACAUCACCUCUCAAACCAGACAUAGGAGAGCUCUUGGGCUUAUCUUGGCAGCAACUGGAGAAGCCAUAGGACUGGCUGCCCCCUGGAGGGGGUUUGCUUAUCAUGAAACAACCUUAAAAGACCUUACCCAGCUCAUAGAAAACCUGGCCACAAACACUGGUGACAGCUUAGAGAGCCGCCAGGAGUCCCUGGAUUCCAUGACUAAUGUACUUGACACACGGUUAGCUCUAGAUUAUCUUCUGGCCAAACAAGGGGGUGUCUGUGCGGUAGUCAACAACACUUGCUGUGCCUACAUCAACAGCUCUGGGGAAGUGGAACUAAACGUUCAGGAGACUUACAGACGAACCAGAUGGUUGCAUGGGUUCGAUAAUCACACUGCCCAAACUAUGGGACGCAGGCAGAGGCUCUUUACCUAACAUUGUGUGAUUCCUCCCUUUCCUGGGCUCUCUUGUGGUCAUCAUUCUUUUGUUAUUAUUCAGGCCCUGCCCCUUUAAUCAUUUGUUUAAGUUUGUGUCUUCUAGAUGACAGCAGUUUCCUGUGAACUGUGGUAGCACAAGGGUCCCACAUAACCGGUCCCAAGAGGAGCAAUGUCCCUAUAAGGUGUUCGAGCAUUUGGUGAGAGAUUUGUAGCCCUCCAGGUUAGGACAGGGACAACACCCCACUCAGCAAGAAGCAGUUUCAGAAGAUGAGACCUUGGCCCCUACUCCUUAGGAGUAAGCAGGGUAAAAUCUCUCCUGGGGGGACUGAAAUAGAAUAGGGGCUGUGUCUGGGACCCUAUCCCACCCUAACCACAAAGCCCAUUGCUCUGCAUAUCACCUAAGAAGAAAGAAAAGAACCAACCACUCGUUUUUGAGGAGUGUAUUUCAGGGAUGCAGAAAGGAGAUAUUUGCCUGAGGGAACUCUCGAGAAGAAUCCAGACUAAACCAGCCUGUGCCGAAGUGGACCCCAGCGCUGACCCUCCACCUGCUCUUUCCUCCAGACAAUUCUAAAGACAAUCAUAAUACUCGGACAGUCCUAACACACUUGGCCCCAGGAUGAAGAUCUGACAUGCUAAUGAGACACGUGCUGCCUGUGGACGGGAGUUAUCCGCUGCACCUGCAAGCAGUUUUCUGUAUCUCCACCCCUUCCAGCUGGGAUGUCCCUGCUCUCCUGCCUCAUCCCCUUUGCAAACUUCCCGGGCCUUUGUUCCCAGUGCUGCCUCCCUGGUACUGGGGCAUGAGCCUCAAUAAACACUUUUCUUGGCCUUGCA
Molecule: messenger RNA, 2931 nt
Organism: Mustela lutreola (European mink)
Lineage: Eukaryota; Metazoa; Chordata; Mammalia; Carnivora; Mustelidae
Product: butyrophilin subfamily 1 member A1-like
Exons: 2
Coding region: 743-2098 (451 amino acids)
Biological process (GO): regulation of cytokine production; T cell receptor signaling pathway
Cellular component (GO): external side of plasma membrane
Molecular function (GO): signaling receptor binding
Source: RefSeq, a predicted model, not a curated record